CCGACUGGCGCUAAAAGUUUUGAGCCUCUCAAAAGUCCAGAGCCGCGAUCCUGGGCGCAGGUGGCCGCUGGGCUCCGGGGUCACCUGGCGUCCGGCCUCGGAGCGUGCUUCCCAGGACGGUGACACGCUCCCCUGAGGUUCGGCGGCUACACUCCCUUCCCAGGAGCUGCGAUGCAGGACCCACAGUCGGAGCUCACCAUCGACCCCCCUCUGAGCCAGGAGACAUUUUCCGAAUUGUGGAACCUGCUUCCUGAAAACAAUGUUCUGUCUUCCGAGCUGUCCCCGGCAGUGGACGAUCUGCUGCUCUCAGAAGGCGUCGCGAACUGGCUGGAUACAGGGUCCGAUGACGCUCCCAGGAUGUCCGCAGCUCCUGCCCCCGCGGGUCUCGGACCAGCCACCUCCUGGCCCCUGUCAUCCUUCGUCCCUUCCCCGAAGACCUACCCUGGCACCUAUGGGUUCCGUUUGGGGUUCCUGCAUUCCGGGACAGCCAAGUCUGUUACUUGCACGUACUCCCCGUCCCUCAACAAGCUGUUUUGCCAGCUGGCAAAGACCUGCCCGGUGCAGCUGUGGGUCAGCUCCCCGCCCCCACCCGACACCUGCGUCCGCGCCAUGGCCAUUUAUAAGAAGUCCGAGUUCGUGACAGAGGUGGUACGGCGCUGUCCCCACCACGAGCGCUGUCCGGACAGCAGCGAUGGGCUGGCCCCGCCUCAGCAUCUCAUCCGGGUGGAAGGCAACUUGCGAGCCAAGUACCUGGACGACAGAAACACUUUCCGCCACAGCGUGGUGGUGCCCUACGAGCCGCCCGAGGUCGGCUCUGAUUGUACCACUGUCCACUACAACUACAUGUGUAAUAGCUCUUGCAUGGGGGGCAUGAACCGGAGGCCCAUCCUCACCAUCAUCACCCUGGAAGACUCCAGUGGUAACGUGCUGGGGCGGAGCAGCUUUGAGGUACGCGUCUGUGCCUGUCCUGGGCGAGACCGGCGCACAGAGGAGGAGAAUUUCCGCAAGAAGGGGGAGCCUUGCCCCGAGCCGCCCCCCGGGAGCACUAAGCGAGCACUGACUCCCAGCACCAGCUCCUCUCCUCCCCAAAAGAAGAAGCCACUGGAUGGGGAAUAUUUCACCCUUCAGAUCCGUGGACGUGAACGCUUCAAUAUGUUCAGGGAGUUGAAUGAGGCCUUGGAGCUGAAGGAUGCCCUGAGCGGAAAGGAGCCAGGGGGAAGCAGGGCUCACUCCAGGGAAUGCCAAACACUCCCCAGGAGACCUGGAACCAUCUCCCUCAGAGACAGUUCUCCUUCAUCUCUCCCCACCCACCGGGGCCUUGGCAAACCAGGCCUCUCGAAACUCAUUCCCUCUCUUCGCUCUGCUACAUGGCUCACCUUGAAGUUCCCUUCUGACCAGCGUCCAGCACCCCUGACUCCCAUUUCCCUAGACUGUCCCUGGCUGUUUUGGAUUCUGCUCUGCUCCUUCAGAAAGCAGAUCCAACUGGCUCUGCCGAAACCUUUGUGAGCUGAUAGAUCACGGGGCCAGAAAUGAGGCUGGGUUUGCAGAUUUAUAAUGGGUCCCUAACUCUCUGGUCCCACCUGCUUGCUUCCUUCCCUUGUGUUCAUUCAGUCAUCCGUGGGCAUCCGCUGGUGCUUUACUCUGCCUGGCUCUGUUCCAGGCCAUAGGGUCCUGUAGCAGACACGGCCUCUGCCCUCAGGCUCAAAGCCUGAGCCCUGUACCACUGAGAUCUGGACUCCUAAACAACUUACCUCCCUGAUUUCAGGAAUACGGGGUUCCCAAAGCUGUGAGACCCAGCAAAAGUUGUACUCUGAGGAAAAUGUAUAGCCAUAAAUGCUUCUAUUAUUCUUAAAAAAGAGAGAAAGAGAAACAAAAGGAAGCUAAAAAAAGAUAGAAAUUGUUGAAAGAGAAAGCAAACUUGGUAAAUCCAAAAGCAGGAGUUUAGGGGGGAAAAAAAAGAUAAAUUUAAAAAAGGAAAGAAGGGUACCUGGGUGGCUCAGUCAGUUAAGUGUCUGCCUUCAGCUCAGGUCAUGAUCUCAGGGUCCUGAGAUCAAGUCCCGCACGGGGCUCCUUGCUUAGCGGGGAGUCUGCUUCUCUCGCUCCCUCCCCCCCCCUUGCUCUCUCAAAUAAAUAAAAUCUUUUUAAAUCUUUUAAAAAAUAAAAUAAAAAUUAAAAAAUAAUAAUUUAAAAAGAAAAACUCAAGAGCUUGUUGAGGAAAACACAGCAAGGACCAUCAAUUGGUCCAAUGCUACUUAAACUAUUCUGUACCACAGGAAAAGAAUGAAAUCUCUAAUUUAUGUGAAGUUUUUGUGGUUUCGUUAAUAGAAAAACCUGGUAAAAACCCAGAAGCGAAAUUAACUUACGUAGAUGCAAAACUCUCAAAACAGUACCAGAAUGCAUUGAUGAAUCAAAAGAAGAUUAACACUGUAAGUAAAGGUUUAUUCCAGGAGCACAAAGUUUGUUUAAGAGAGAAUCUAUCAACAUAAUUCAUGACAUUAACAAAUUAAGGAGGAAAAAUACGAUCAUAUCAACAGAUGCUGAAAGGAAUUUGAUUAAAUUUCAGCAUCCGUUCCUUUAAAAAAAAAAAUCUUAAUUAAAAAUAGUAGUGGAAUACCAGGAGGUAUUAUCCUAAUGGUUAAAUACUAAGAUAAUUUCAGUUAAAGAACCAUACAGGGAUGCCUACUGACAGUGUUACAAGGCGUUCAAGAGGAUCAAAAAGAAAAGAAACCAACAUUGGUGAAAUAUCUCUUUGCCUUUUUGAUCGUAUGUCUAUGUACCUUAAGAACUCAAGAGACCAGGAUAGAGAAUCGUUGGAAUUAAAAGUAAAUGGACAGUAGAUAGAGAAAUAUACCUUUUCAAAAAUUAGUACUGAGAGGGGCGCCUGGCUGGCUCAGUCGGUAGAGCAUGCAACUCUUGAUCUUGCAGGGUCGUGAGUUCAAGCCCCAUGUUGGGUGUAGAGAUUAGAUUCUUAAAAAAGUAAAUAGAUAAUUUUUUAAAGUGGGGAGGGAUACCUGGCUGGCUCUGUCCAAAGGGCAUGCAACUCUUGAUCUCGGGGUCAUGAAUUUGAACCCCACGUUGGGGGUAGAUUACUAAAAUUAAAAAAAAAAAAAAAAGCAAUGGAGGGAAACCUACUCUCCUUGCUAGAUAUCAAAAAACACUGUAAAACUAUUGGAAUAAAAUCAACAUGGCUUGGUGUGUGGAGUCAUAGACAAGCCAGGGGCAGUAAGUACCAAAUCUGAAAGCAAAUCUUGGCACACAGGAACUUUUAUUAUAUGGCCAAAGUUGGCAUUUCACCUCAAUGGGAAUAAAUUAGAGAUUUUUAAAAAAUAUUUCUUUUAUUAAGUAAACUACGCCCAACCUGCGACUCAAGCUCACCACCCCAAGAUCAAGAGCCGCGUGCUCUACCAACUGAGCCAGCCAGGAGCCCUUGAUUUUUGACAAGUAAAGCGAAACUGACAAAACUAGAAAAAUAAAAUAAAAUUGGACUCCCAUUUACACCACACACAAAAAGAAACAAAAAUCAGAGGGAUUAAAGUGAAUGUAGACGUUUAAAUGAAAUGAAAAUCCUGCCCACCCCCCCCCCAAAAUCUAGAAAA
This is a messenger RNA of Mirounga angustirostris (Northern elephant seal), 3596 nucleotides long. It is a transcript of the gene TP53, whose product is annotated as tumor protein p53. Lineage: Eukaryota; Metazoa; Chordata; Mammalia; Carnivora; Phocidae. Gene Ontology annotation, molecular function: RNA polymerase II cis-regulatory region sequence-specific DNA binding; protein binding; DNA-binding transcription factor activity, RNA polymerase II-specific. The transcript is spliced from 11 exons. Gene Ontology annotation, cellular component: nucleus. Gene Ontology annotation, biological process: apoptotic process; protein tetramerization; regulation of transcription by RNA polymerase II. The coding region runs from base 172 to 1506 and encodes 444 amino acids. The record is from RefSeq and is a predicted model, not a curated record.